Messenger RNA from Tupaia belangeri chinensis (Chinese tree shrew), 4841 nucleotides. RefSeq names its product 3-hydroxy-3-methylglutaryl-CoA reductase (gene HMGCR). Gene Ontology annotation, molecular function: protein binding; hydroxymethylglutaryl-CoA reductase (NADPH) activity; NADP binding. The record is from RefSeq and is a predicted model, not a curated record. Gene Ontology annotation, cellular component: endoplasmic reticulum membrane; peroxisomal membrane. The transcript is spliced from 20 exons. Lineage: Eukaryota; Metazoa; Chordata; Mammalia; Scandentia; Tupaiidae. The coding region runs from base 184 to 2871 and encodes 895 amino acids. Gene Ontology annotation, biological process: coenzyme A metabolic process; isoprenoid biosynthetic process; sterol biosynthetic process.
AAGAGUGGGAAGACCAGUUAGGGUAGACUAUGCAUUAUUUUAGGUAAGAGACAAUGAAGACAUGCAACAGGCAGAUGGCAGAGGGAAUGCAGAGAAGACACCGGGGAGGCACAACACAGAGAGAACUGACGGGGUGCCUCACGCAGGAGAGAGAGACGCGGGUAACCGGCUCCAUUUACACUAAUGGGAUCCCAGGAUUCUGUAGCUGCAAUGCUGUCAAGACUUUUCCGAAUGCAUGGCCUCUUUGUGGCCUCCCAUCCUUGGGAAGUCAUAGUGGGGACAGUGACACUGACCAUCUGUAUGAUGUCCAUGAACAUGUUUACUGGCAAUAAUAAGAUUUGUGGUUGGAAUUAUGAGUGUCCGAAGUUUGAAGAGGAUGUUUUGAGCAGUGACAUUAUAAUUCUGACCAUAACACGAUGCAUAGCAAUCCUGUAUAUUUACUUCCAGUUUCAGAAUUUACGUCAACUUGGAUCAAAAUACAUUUUAGGCAUUGCUGGCCUCUUCACAAUUUUCUCAAGUUUCGUAUUCAGUACAGUUGUCAUUCACUUCUUAGAUAAAGAAUUGACAGGCUUGAAUGAAGCUUUGCCUUUUUUCCUACUUUUGAUUGACCUUUCCAGAGCAAGUGCAUUAGCCAAGUUUGCCCUCAGUUCCAACUCUCAGGAUGAAGUAAGAGAAAAUAUUGCUCGUGGAAUGGCAAUUUUAGGUCCUACAUUUACCCUUGAUGCUCUUGUGGAAUGUCUUGUGAUUGGAGUUGGUACCAUGUCAGGAGUGCGCCAACUUGAAAUCAUGUGCUGCUUUGGCUGCAUGUCAGUUCUGGCCAACUACUUUGUGUUCAUGACUUUCUUCCCAGCUUGUGUGUCCCUGGUAUUAGAGCUUUCUCGGGAAAGCCGUGAGGGUCGACCAAUUUGGCAGCUCAGCCAUUUUGCCCGAGUUUUAGAAGAAGAAGAAAAUAAACCAAAUCCUGUAACUCAAAGGGUCAAGAUGAUUAUGUCUCUAGGCUUGGUUCUCGUUCAUGCUCAUAGUCGCUGGAUAGCUGAUCCUUCUCCUCAUAACAGUACAGCAGAAAAUUCUAAGAUGUCACUAGGACUAGAUGAAAAUGUGUCCAAGAGAAUUGAACCAAGUGUUUCACUCUGGCAGUUUUAUCUCUCUAAGAUGAUCAGCAUGGAUAUUGAACAAGUUAUUACGCUAAGUUUAGCUCUCCUUCUGGCUGUGAAGUACAUCUUCUUUGAACAAGCAGAGACAGAAUCUACACUCUCAUUAAAAAACCCUAUCACAUCUCCUGUAGUGACCCAAAAGAAAGUCCCAGACAAUUGUUGUAGGCGUGAACCUGGGCUAGUCAGAAGUAACCAGAAAUUCCAGUCAGUGGAAGAAGAGACAGGGAUAAACCAAGAAAGAAAAGUUGAGGUUAUAAAACCCUUAGUGGCUGAAACGGAUACCUCAAACAGAGCUACAUUUGUGGUUGGUAAUUCAUUCGAUACUUCCUCGGAUCUGGCAACACGGGAAUCUGAAGUUGAGCUUCCCAGGGAGCCUCGGCCUAAUGAAGAAUGUCUACAGAUACUUGCAAAUGCAGAGAAAGGUGCAAAAUUCCUUAGUGAUGCUGAGAUCAUCCAAUUAGUCGAUGCCAAGCAUAUCCCACCGUACAAAUUGGAAACUCUGAUGGAAACCCAUGAACGAGGUGUAUCUAUUCGUCGGCAGUUACUUUCCAAAAAGCUUCCAGAGCCUUCUUCUCUCCAGUACCUACCUUAUAGGGAUUAUAAUUACUCCUUGGUGAUGGGAGCUUGUUGUGAGAAUGUUAUUGGAUACAUGCCCAUCCCUGUGGGAGUGGCCGGACCUCUGUGCUUGGAUGGGAAAGAAUUUCAGGUUCCAAUGGCAACAACAGAAGGCUGUCUUGUGGCCAGCACUAACAGAGGUUGCAGAGCAAUAGGUCUUGGUGGAGGUGCCACCAGUCGAAUCCUUGCUGAUGGGAUGACUCGUGGCCCAGUGGUACGUCUUCCCCGUGCUUGUGACUCUGCAGAAGUGAAGGCUUGGCUCGAAACACCUGAAGGGUUCACAGUGAUAAAGGAGGCAUUUGACAGCACCAGCAGAUUUGCACGUCUGCAGAAACUUCAUAUGAGUAUGGCUGGACGCAACCUUUAUAUCCGUUUCCAGUCUAAGUCAGGGGAUGCCAUGGGGAUGAACAUGAUUUCAAAGGGUACAGAGAAAGCACUUUCAAAACUUCAUGAGUAUUUCCCUGAAAUGCAGAUUCUUGCAGUUAGUGGGAAUUAUUGUACUGAUAAGAAACCUGCUGCUAUAAACUGGAUAGAGGGAAGAGGGAAGUCUGUUGUUUGUGAAGCUGUUAUUCCAGCCAAGGUCGUCAGAGAAGUAUUAAAGACUACAACAGAAGCUCUGAUCGAAGUGAACAUUAGCAAGAAUCUUGUGGGCUCUGCCAUGGCGGGCAGCAUAGGCGGGUACAAUGCCCACGCAGCAAACAUUGUCACUGCCAUCUACAUUGCCUGUGGACAGGAUGCAGCACAGAAUGUUGGUAGUUCAAACUGUAUUACUUUAAUGGAAGCAAGUGGUCCCACAAAUGAAGAUUUGUAUAUCAGUUGCACCAUGCCAUCUAUAGAAAUAGGAACUGUGGGUGGUGGGACCAACCUGCUCCCUCAACAAGCAUGCUUGCAGAUGCUUGGUGUUCAAGGAGCAUGCAAAGACAAUCCUGGGGAAAAUGCCCGGCAGCUUGCCCGGAUUGUGUGUGGUACAGUAAUGGCUGGGGAACUGUCAUUGAUGGCAGCAUUGGCAGCAGGACAUCUGGUCAGAAGUCACAUGAUUCACAACAGGUCAAAGAUAAAUUUACAAGACCUACAAGGAACUUGCACCAAGAAGGCAGCUUGAGUAGCCUGCCAGUUGUGAGCAGAAACACGGGCAUUGGGUUCUAAAGGACUAACAUAAAAAUCUGUGAAUUAAAAAGCUCAAUGCAGAGUCUUGUUGAGGAUGGUGAAUAGACGGGAUCAGUGAGACGACUGCUUGGCUUUGGACUCUCAGAGAGGUCUGAGGUCCUGUCCAUGCAGAUCCUCAGACUGGAAAACACUUUAGUGCUUUAUAUGCUGUGCUCUUUGGAAAGCUCUCAACAUGAAUAUUACAUUCUGAAGUAUCACAGAUGGUAAUCCACAGCUCACUCUGAAAGCAAAUACAAGCUGGAGCAAAAGUGGGUUUUUGUUGUUGUUUUUGAUGAUCAUGUGAUCAGUGUAUCAGUGUGACUGCCUUGCCUCUCACCCUCUGUGGGUUGUAAAUGUAUUUUUAAAUUAUACUGUAGCUGACAAAACUCCUGAUUUUAUAGUUAAUUUAUUAAGUCUGGGAUGUAGACCUUUAAGAAAUAAGAGCUAAUUUUAUUUUUUGUAAACUAAUACUUCAUUUUGGUGCUGGUCUAUUUCAAUUUUUAGAGGGGGGCGGUUAAUCAACAUUAUUCUUCAGAAGGGGACCUGCUUUCUUUAAAGGAAGGAUUACUCUUAUCCCAUAGUACAGAAUAAUGUGUAAAGCAGUGCUACAUAGUUCUCUAUCAAGAAAACAAAUCACUGCAUUUAUCUCUGCAGCCUAUUUGGAGAAAGAGGCCUCUUGUCCAAAUGUAAAGUUAGUCUAGAUUGGUUGUGAUGUGUCUUUCAGCAUCAGGCUUUAAGAAAGAAUUUUGUGUUCUUUUCUAGAGAUUUCCAAACUCUUCAUAUUGCUUAGAGCAGGGUGACUGCCAAGUAUAACCUAGUCUGAUCUCUUGGAGAACUGUGCAGAAAUAAUUUUAAAAGGAAAGUAUCACUUCUUUAAGCCAACCUUAAUUUUGUAAAAGACAAUUUAUUUAGCUGAAAAUUUCAGAUUUUUUUUGUAAACAACUGUAUGAAAUCUGUAUAUGUUGUAAUAAAGCUUCUUAAGCUAGGAAUUUAUUGACAUGUUCAAGAAAUAAAGACAAAAAUCAACUUAUCUACUGAUAAAACACUCUAACUUGGGCCAGAGAAGAUGUUCUUUGAUGCUGUCCAGGAAGCCCUGGUUUUGCUUACUGAGCCUAAUGAGAGGAGAGUAGGCUUGCAGAGCCCAUGAAGGAGCCAUGGGAACAGCCCUGGAGCUGGGGGCCUUGUUCCUGUGGCCAGGAGGUGAUCGAAAUUCACACAGGGCCUCUUUGGUGGAACCACUAAAGUUCUUAGCUUCCUCAGGGGGUCAGUCGAGUUGUAGAAUCUUAAUUUUUUUUUUAAUGUACAAGUUUUGUAUAAAUAAUAAAGAAUUCCUUAUUUUGUAUUACGUCUAAUGCUGUAAAUGUUGGUCUUGGAAAGCUGAUUGCCCCGUGUAGAAGGUGUACUCUGACGAACACUGCAGUAACUCCACAGCAGCAUGGAGAGUCUUGGCGAUUGUGUCUGCGCUGUCGCUAUCAUUGUGGAAGAUUUACCUUUUCUGUUGUAUGUAGAGUUUAAAUUGCUUCUGUUGUGACAUUUCAGCCAGUGACUUUUUAUUUAUCAGAGCUUUCCAUGGAAGUGGCAGUGAAAAGCAUAUCCAGUGUUCAUUUUGGUGAUUGUAACCAAUAUCAGUGUUUUGUACAAUUACUACUAAAUUGUAUACAUUUUGUUACACAGUACUUUUUCCCACUUUCAGUAAAUAUGAAAAGGAAGUUAAUGUUGAUAAGUGUAAACAGUAACCUCUUUUAUUUGGAAUUAGCCCUGGACCUGAAUCCUGGAAGUUUGUAAAGUCUGGCCAUAGUGGUGGUAACCUGUGGUUAAUGUGAGGAGUCACAUGACCUCUUGUCAUUCUCCACUGUAUUCUCCAACUCUACAGUGACACCAGGCUGGUAUUGUAUGUGCAUUAAAAUAAUCUGUCUUGAGCCAGUA